Molecule: messenger RNA, 2139 nt
Organism: Balaenoptera acutorostrata (minke whale)
Lineage: Eukaryota; Metazoa; Chordata; Mammalia; Artiodactyla; Balaenopteridae
Gene: STK33
Product: serine/threonine kinase 33
Exons: 12
Coding region: 3-1553 (516 amino acids)
Biological process (GO): peptidyl-serine phosphorylation; mitotic DNA damage checkpoint signaling; protein autophosphorylation
Cellular component (GO): cytoplasm; nucleus
Molecular function (GO): calcium/calmodulin-dependent protein kinase activity; calcium-dependent protein serine/threonine kinase activity; calmodulin binding
Source: RefSeq, a predicted model, not a curated record
AAAUGGCUGAUAGCAGCUGUGGUAAAAAAUCCACAAAAUGCCCCAACUGUUCAUCUGCUUCUCAGAAAAAUGUACUUUGUGUAUGUUCUUGUAAAACAAAGCUUUCUCCAGUGUCAGUGGUGGAAAUGUCACAGACAUCGAGCAUUGGUAGUUCAGAAUUUAUAUUUUCACCAGAGAGAAAAAAAGAAAGACAAACCAGCAAAGAUAUUACCUCUGGAAAAGAUUUGCCCUCAAAAACCUCAAAUGUAGAGAGAAAAUCAUCUCAACAACAGUGGGGUCGAGGCAACUUUACAGAAGGAAAAGUUCCUCACAUAAGGAUGGACAAUGGAGCUGCUAUUCAGGAAAUCUAUACCUUUGGAAGAAUAUUGGGACAAGGGAGCUUUGGAAUGGUCAUUGAAGCUAUUGACAAGGAAACAGAAACUAAGUGGGCAAUUAAAAAAGUGAGCAAAGAAAAGGCUGGAAGCUCUGCUGUGAAGUUACUUGAACGGGAAGUGACCAUCCUAAAAAGUGUGAAACACGAACACAUUAUACAUCUAGAACAAGUAUUUGAGACGCCUAAGAAAAUGUACCUUGUGAUGGAGCUUUGUGAGGAUGGAGAACUCAAAGAAAUUCUGGAUAGGAAAGGUCAUUUCUCAGAGAAUGAGACCAGGUGGAUCAUUCGAAGUCUCGCCUCAGCUAUAGCCUAUCUUCACAAUAAGGAUAUAGUACAUAGAGAUCUAAAACUGGAAAACAUAAUGGUUAAAAGCAGCUUUAUUGAUGCUAACGAUGAAAUGAACUUAAACAUAAAGGUGACUGAUUUUGGUUUAGCGGUGAAGAAGCAAGGAAGGAGUGAAGCCAUGCUGCAGACCACAUGUGGGACACCUAUCUAUAUGGCCCCUGAAGUUAUCAAUGCCCACGACUAUAGCCAGCAGUGUGACAUUUGGAGCAUAGGUGUCAUAAUGUACAUUUUAUUAUGUGGAGAAGCACCCUUUAUGGCAAGCUCAGAAGAGAAGCUUUUUGAGUUAAUAAGAAAGGGAGAACUACAUUUUAAAGAUUCAGUCUGGGAUUCCAUAAGUGAUUCUGCUAAAAGUGUUUUGAAACAACUUAUGAAAGUAGAUCCUGCUCAUAGAAUCACAGCUAAGGAACUACUAGAUAACCAGUGGUUAACAGGCAAUAUACUUUCUUCGGCGAGACCAACCAACGUGUUAGAAAUGAUGAAAGAAUGGAAAAAUAACCCAGGAAGUGAUGAGGAAAGUACAACAGACCAAAGGAACAACUGGUCCGGUCAAGAAAAGUUGAAAGGUUACCAACCCAGCAGAAGUAUCCAUGUCAGUAACUCUUCAGAUGAAGAGGAAGGAAAACAGCCCACUGCUUAUGAAAAGACUUCUGUGCCCAGUAAGAAGGAAAACAUGGACGACUUGGACAUGAGUUACUCAAGUUACAUAUCUAGCAGACUCCCUUCAGUUGAACUCAAGGGAGAAAUAGAGAAACCCCCCGCGACUUCAAGCCAAGGAACAGCAACCAAAGGCACUGCUAAAUCCAUUGCCCUGCCUAGAACCAAAAAGAAACUCUAACAACGCUGAACAGUACAGAAACAGAGCUGCUCUUUCUAGUGCAAUGAGGGUUUAGGAGGGGAAAAGGACAAUAGUAUGCCGAGCUUUUAGCGUUUCAGCUGCUCUGAGCCCUGCCAAGUGUUUGCACCUGUUUUAAAAUUGAAGCAGUCAACUCCAAAGUGGGGUUAAAGGACAGCCUGCAACAGGCUUGAUGGCUUGUGCAGCUGAAAUCAACUCAAGGUGUUUUCGAGAGUUGUUCAGAGGAGUGGAUGCCCUCAAAGCAAGGCUGUGGGCACACUUGCCCAGUUGUACUUCAAAUUCUUACAUUUAGGCACAAUUAUUUAUAGGGGAAACUGAGAGCCAGAUAUGGUAAUGGAGGUUCCAAAUGAUUAUGUGCACUUUGCACUAGAAGAUUUGUUAGGAAAUUACUAAUAAACUUGUUUAUAAGCGUAACAGCAGAAGUGCUUCAGCCAUUCACGUGUGUUCUUGUGAUUUUAGGUUGCUGUAGAUUGUUUAAGACAGUUUAUUUUAAAUGUAGAAGAAUAGAUUUUGUAACUGUUUGCCAUUAACAUGCUGCUAAAUUCCCAAUGUAUCGAUUGAAUCAAUA